AUGGAGAUGGGGAGCUUCCCACCCGCUGUGGGCAUGGACCACCACUAUCAAUAUGGAUACCUCAAUCACAACCCUUUCCAGCAGCAACAAGUUCAGCUUCAACAACAACCACAACCACCGGCAUCUCGCCUCUCCCGUAAGCGCAAACCAGAUGCCCCCCCAGAGAACAACGAGCGCCUCUCCAAGCGCAUGAGCCUGCUGAAUCUCGAACACUCUGGACCCAAACUCUACGUCCCCGUUGAACAAGGUGACAGCCACAACCAAUCCUUACCCGAUCUCAAUGCCAUCCAUCAUCAACAACAACUCCAAUCCCAGCGCCGUAGCCAUGGCCACCACAAACACACCCCCAUGGAUGACUCCAUGAUGCAGCUCGACGACACAAAGCACAAAGUCUACAUUUACAACCUCGACGACGAGCUCUCCUCGUCCGACAAUGAGACUGACGACGGGAAACUCAUCUUCCUCCCCGACAUUGAGAAGCACCUCAAGUCCCAUCGCAUCCCUCCAAACAUCCUCGCUUCCCCCUCGCCACAAGAGAUGGCCGAUAGACAACUUGUUUUGUACCGGGUACCUUCUUCUAUCACGGUACCAGAAGAGCAAGACAGCGUGCGCAAGGCUAUCAUCGAGGCGAGACAACGGAUGAGGGAGAAGCAGGAGGCUGAGAGGGCUCUGCCGCGAUGA
Podospora anserina S mat+ is the source of this 681-nucleotide messenger RNA. RefSeq lists its product as uncharacterized. NCBI's taxonomy places the organism in Eukaryota, Fungi, Ascomycota, Sordariomycetes, Sordariales, Podosporaceae. Bases 1 to 681 code for a protein of 226 amino acids. The transcript is spliced from 2 exons. The record is from RefSeq and is a predicted model, not a curated record.